Molecule: messenger RNA, 2784 nt
Organism: Ictidomys tridecemlineatus (thirteen-lined ground squirrel)
Lineage: Eukaryota; Metazoa; Chordata; Mammalia; Rodentia; Sciuridae
Gene: Kdf1
Product: keratinocyte differentiation factor 1
Biological process (GO): keratinocyte development; regulation of epidermal cell division
Cellular component (GO): cell junction
Source: RefSeq, a predicted model, not a curated record
CGCUCCCGCGAGACGCUCACCUGCGCCCCAGGUGAGCGGCGAAGGGGGCGGGGGAAGCGCUGAGCCGGAGGCCGCUCACCUGGCGGGACAGGCAGGUACCUGGCUGCAGGAGACCAUGCAGUGAGCCAUGCCCCGGCCAGGACAGCCCCGCCCAUUAUCUGGGCCACCUCGCUUGGGACCCUGGGAGCAGCCAACAGAGCUAUGCUUGGAGGCGUAUAAUGAAACACCGCAGCACCCACCAGGCCGCCGCACCCGGAGACCAGACCCCAAGGACCCUGGCCACCAUGGGCCAGAGAGCAUUACCUUCAUCUCGGGCUCUGCAGAGCCUGCCACAGAGCCCCCAGCCUGCUGCCUGCUCUGGCGUCCCUGGGGGUGGGACUGGUGUCGGGCUGCUUUCUGCUUCCGCCGCUGCAGGGAUUGCCUCCAGCGCUGCGGGGCCUGUGUGCGGGGCUGCAGCCCCUGCUUGUCUGCUGGGGACUCCACCGAGGAGGCUGCUGAGGCCAGCUGGGCCAAGGAGCACAAUGGAGUACCCCCCAGCCCCGACCGCCCACCCCCUAGCCGCCGGGAUGGCCAGCGGCUCAAGUCUGCCGUGGGCAGCAGCUUCAGCUACCCUGAUGUCAAGCUCAAAGGCGUCCCUGUGUACCCCUACCGCAGCACCACCUCCCCAGCUCCGGACUCGGACUCCUGCUGCAAGGAGCCACUGGCCCAGCCCCCUCCCACGCGGCACAGCCUGCCGAGCACCCUUGCCAGCAGUCCCCGAGGCUCAGAGGAGUACUACUCUUUCCACGAGUCGGACCUGGACCUGCCGGAGAUGGGCAGCGGCUCCAUGUCUAGCCGGGAAAUCGACGUGCUCAUAUUCAAGAAGUUGACCGAGCUGUUCAGCGUACACCAGAUCGACGAGCUGGCCAAAUGCACGUCGGACACGGUGUUCCUGGAGAAGACCAGUAAGAUCUCGGACCUGAUCAGCAGCAUCACGCAGGACUACCAUCUGGACGAGCAGGACGCGGAGGGCCGCCUGGUGCGCGGCAUUAUUCGCAUUAGUACCCGAAAGAGCCGCGCCCGCCCACAGACCUCAGAGGGGCGCUCCACCCGGGCUGCAGCCCCAGCUGCUGCCCCUGACAGUGGCCAUGAGACUAUGGUGGGCUCAGGUCUCAGCCAGGAUGAACUGACAGUGCAGAUCUCCCAGGAGACAACAGCAGAUGCCAUCGCCCGGAAGCUGCGGCCAUAUGGAACCCCAGGGUACCCAGCCAGCCAUGACUCGGCCUUCCAGGGCACUGACACAGACUCCUCAGGGGCACCCCUGCUCCAGGUGUACUGCUAAUCCCUUCUGGGUAUAGCAGCACAACCCUUCUUGGGAGCAACGUAGCCUACAAAAUAAAGAGGCAUCAGGACCUUCUUUGAGGGAGGCUGGACUGUGAGGCCAGAAGCAGUGCCCACUCUAGCUCUUCCUGCCUUCACUGACUGCUUCCUGGACCAUGUGCAUUUCACAGGGCCAAAGUGCCCACAUCCCCAGCUGGCCUGACCCCUGCCUGGACCUAUUCCUUUCUGUGGAUCGAUCAUGGAAAACAAAGACUUAAAGUUAUCUUCCAGGACUGAAUCCCAACUCUGUCCUCGUAAUGUCACCCUAAGCAGUCAUCAUUGCAAACUUGAAGCUUAAGUAGACUGAGUUGUGGGUGGGCAGUGCCCACUUCACCUUAUGCUGCUGAGCAGUUUGUUCUAGCUAACCACCACAGUUGAAAGUACAAAGGUAAUGGACUCCUAUCUUAUAAUCUGGGCUACCACAUAGUCCUUUCUGCCUGCUUUGCCUUGCCUAAUGGCUGCCCAGGAGACAGGACAUGGGUAUGAGGCUGGGCUGUGUGGCAGAGUUGAGGUCAUGAUGUGAAGCAAUACUGCCUGUGUUCCAAGAACAGUGUGGUACCUGAAUAGCUUUUGGAGUUCUCAGUUCUAGGGGUGCUUGUUGGCACCAUCGCUGCUCCCCUUGUCCACUGCCUGCAGGGUGGCCUGUCAGCCAUCCCAGUCCCCCCAAAUCCCUGAUCAUUUGUCAGCAGCCCCCACCCAGUUUAACCCUGCUGCUCCCCUCCACCUCUUCCCUGUGCUAACAGCACAGUGGUUUUCAGUUACCUUGGCCUUUCUUGCAACCCUAGAGUAUAAGGGAACCUGGGGCUGAAAAGUCAAGGAAUUAGUGGGUCACAGAGGUGGUAACUGCGGCUUUGGACCUGGAAGCUAACCUUGGGACAGCAAGAGGCUCCCCUUGCUUGGGCACCAGCAUCCAGCCUAUCCUUCACUGCUCCUCAAACAGGCAUGUCUAAUAGGAUCCUUUCAGCAGAGACUGGGGCAGGUCCACCAACCCAUCUUAAACUAACAAACAAGCUGGAAGAUGUCCAUGGUCUUCCAUUCCUACCCCUUUAUCUGCAGCCCUUUUUAUGUCCCCAUGGGCACCCUUUGGAAAGUGACUAGACAAACUACUUGUUUGUCCAGUUUCCUAUUAGAUACACAGGAUACUCCCCUAGGGCUAUGACCAUGGGGCCCAGUUGUAGCUCCUGCAGUCUAACUGGGCCCUUUCCUCAGGCUCUGUUGUCCCAUCUAGGUCAAGGCCUGAGAAUAAAACCAGGCUGGGGUGUGUGUAGCUCAGUGGCAGCAUUUGUCUAGUAGUCAGGUCCUCCCUGGGUUUGAUUUCCAUCCAACCAACUGCAGAGCACCAGAGUAGGAGAGUGACACCAGUCCCUCCACUCCAGCCUCAGCCGUAAAACACCUUUUUCUAGUAAACAGCCUUGUGAACUAUCA